Molecule: messenger RNA, 4812 nt
Organism: Poecile atricapillus (Black-capped chickadee)
Lineage: Eukaryota; Metazoa; Chordata; Aves; Passeriformes; Paridae
Product: nuclear mitotic apparatus protein 1-like
Exons: 3
Coding region: 483-2330 (615 amino acids)
Biological process (GO): establishment of mitotic spindle orientation
Cellular component (GO): spindle pole; spindle microtubule; centrosome
Molecular function (GO): microtubule binding
Source: RefSeq, a predicted model, not a curated record
ACCCUCAAUGGCUGAAUCGAUGGAAGCCAAAGACCAUGUCCCAUGUCGGAGGCCAUGCAGAAAAGGAGAUAAUGGUCACGUCUGCACCUGUGUCAAUGAGACCUCGAAGCUGGAUCUGAGCUGGAGGAACUGAAGCAGGAGGUGUCCAGCCUCAAAGCCGAAGUGGAGGAGAAGCAGCAGCUGGAGAGCCAUGUCACCAGCCUGCAGAGCUUCCUUUCGGAGAGCCACCAGGCCCGAGAGAGGCUGAAGUGAGACCUGCAGGGACAGGCUGCUGAGGGCCAGGCUGAGCAGCUGGUUGCCCUCAGUGCCAGCACGAGAAGACCCUGUGGGAAAGGGACUCUGCCCUGCAGCAGCUCCAGCAGGCCAACGCAUCCCUGAGCAGCCAGCUGCAGGCUGUGAAUGAGGAGAAGGCUGCACUAAGCCGCAAGAUCGGCGAACUGGAAGCCCAGAUCCUGGAGCUGGGUGCCCAACGGCAGCAGGGAAUGGCAGCAGAGGCACUGAAAGCCCAGCUGCAGGAGCUGGAGGGCAGGCUAAAGGAGAGCCAGCAGAAGCUGGCCGAGAGGGAGAAGCUGGCCCGGGAGAACAGCCUCCUGCAGGAGCAGCUGCUCUUCCUGGAGGAAUCCCUGCAGAACACUGAGGGUAUACUGGAGGAUGAGAAGAGACGGGCAGCUGAGUGCCUGGAGGGCAACCUGGCCAGGAUCGCUGAGCUGGAGGCAGAGAGACAGCAGCUGGUUCAGGACCGGGAACCAGCUCUGCCGAAGCGGAGUGAGGAGCUGGCCACACGCCAGGUGCUGGGGGAGAGCCGAGAGCAGCCCAUGGGAGCCUCUCCUGCUGCCCGAGGGGAGGAUGAAGAGUGCAAGCGGCUGAAGGAGGAAAUACAGGCGCUGCAGGAACAGCUGCAGGCUGAGCAGGAGAAGGUGGCUGUGCUGGAGGCCCAGGCAGAGCGACUGGCUGGCCUCCAGGCUGACCCGUCCAGCGCUCAGUCAUGGGCAAAGGAGAAGGAGAGCGAGGAGCAGAAGCUGAGGGCCGAGAUUUCCUCCCUGCAGGAGAAGAUGGCUGCAGCAGAGCAAACGGCAGCCCAGCGUGUGGCCAAGCUGGAGGCAGAUGCCCAGAGAGCUGCUGAGGCACUGGAGGGAGUCUCCCAGCAGCUCUCCCAGGAGAAGCUCAAAUCCAAGGAGCUGGAAGGCACCAUGGAUCAGCUGCGGGCAGCAGAGAAAGAGCUGGUGUCCCUCCGCUCUGCCAUGCAGGAGAAAGAGAGCUGGAAGGAGCAAGUGUCCCAGUGUGUCCAGGAGAUGGAGAGGAAGAACAGUCUGAUCAGCAGCCUGGAGCAUGAGGUCUCCAUCCUUCAUCGUCAGGUGAUGGAGAAGGAAGGAGAAAGCAAGGAGCUGAAACGCCUGAUCCUGGCUGAGUCGGAGAAGAGCAAGAAGCUGGAGGAGAGGCUGCGGGUGCUGCAGACGGAGAUGGCCACCGCAGCCUCCCGUGCAGCUGAGAGGUGCUCACUGAUGAAGAUGGAGGUGCAGCGGUGCCAGGAAGAGAUGGAGAAGCAGCGGAUGACCAUCGAGGCCCUGAAGAGGGACCGCCAUUGCCAGAGCGAGCGGGAGGAUGAGUUGCGGCAGGAGGCAAAGGUCUGCCAGGACAAAUGCCUACAGAAGGAGCAGCUCCUGGCUGCCCUGCAGCAGGAGCUCGACAGCGCUCAGGCCAAGCGUGUCUCCCUGGAAAGCCGGCACCGCCAGGACCUGGAGCAGAGAGUAAAAGCCAUGUCCACACUGUAUGUUAGUUCACUAACCAAUAAGAGUUUUACCUUUCUGUACUUUCGCGUAUCGGUCUAUAAAAGAAGUUCUGAGGUAAUAAACCUUAAGCUCUCCUGUUCAGUUCACAAGAGAGUCUGUGUUGUUCUUCUCGCUGUUCCCAAUAGAGCGACAGCACUGCAAGCCGAGCUAGCGCAGGCCAAGCUGGAGGUGGCUGAGGUGCCGUCACUGCGGGAGCAGUUGGCAGAACGGGACCGGGCCAUUCAGCGGCUGCAGGCUGAGGCAGCAGAGGCAGGGGCACAGCUGGCAGGGCUGCAAAAGGCCAAUGCUCGGCUGGCUGAAGAGAACCAGGGGCUCAGCAAGAGCCACAGUCAAGGGCAGCAGCAGCUUGAGGCGGAACUGGGCCAGGCCAGGGAGCGGCACAUGCAGGAGCUGGAGCAGCUGCGGGCAGCGUCUGAGAAGCUGGUGACCAGCAGCAGGCAGGAGGCUAAGGAGGCAGUACAGAAGCUGGAGGAUAUGAGAGCAGCAAAGCAGCAGCUCUGGAAGAGAAGAAGCAGCUCCUGGAAGAAAAGCAAAGACUGACAACUCAGGUAGGGGUUCCACUCCCAGCAGGAGGGCUGUGGGUGGGAGAGCCCUCCUGGAAAAAAGGAGGGUUUUUUUCUUCUGCACACCCCUGAAUCCAUGUCCUGCUCAGCACAGGGGCUGGGGUUGUGGCACACAUUUCUAGGUGUGAAAGAGACUGUCAUGUUGAGGUACUGGAGAGUUUCCAGAGAAGGGCAGUGAAGCUGGGGAAUGAUCUGGAGCACCAGACUGAUGAGCAGCAGCUAAGGGAGUUGGGGGGAGCUAAGCCUGGAGAAAAGGAGGCAGGGGGGACCAUCUCUCCCCUGGAAAGAUGAAAGGGUGAAACGGCUCCCUGGAAAGAGAGUGCAGCCAUAUGACUGGAACUGUACUGCAGAGCUGCAGCAGUAGAACCAGGCCCACUGCCCCCACCUGAAGACCAGCUACCCCCUAGAGAACAUGGUGGGGGCUGGGAGGGGGAGGUCAGACAGCCCUUUCUCCAGAACCAGGGUUCAGGAAGGGGGUCUGGGAACAGACAGUGCCCCUCAGCAACAUCCCCACAUCCCCUCAUGAGGAUGUGAAGAUGGGACUCAGAGGAGAUGCUGUGACAUGCCAGCACACAGCCCUCCCAGAUCAUCACCGCCGGCAGCAAGGCAGGCAGCCAGUGCAGCACCCAGGCCAGCAGCAUCACUACCCGGCAGCAGCGGAAGCGCCUCUCAGAGACCCACCAGGACCCUGACACCCCCCCAGUGAGCUCAGCUCAGUGCCCCAUCACAGCACCCUACUGGGAACAACAGGUGUUCCAGGUUUUGAGGGAGCUGCUGUGGCCCUGUGGGUAACACCCCCAAUGGCCACAUGUUCCCACUGAUCCUGGAUCCCAGUGCCCAGUGUUCCCAGCAUCCAGCAGUGGGUCUAGUACUCGUGAUGCUCCCAGUGCUGGGAGCCAAAGAGGCCAUUCCAGAGGCAAAGGGCUGAGCCUUCCCGCCUUCCCUGGGCACUGCUACCCUCUCUCCCAUCCCCUCCCUGCAGCCCCUCAGUUUCCUCAUUGGUGCCAGCCCCACAGCAGGGUGAGCCACGGAUGACAUUACUGGCUGGUCCCCUGUUUUGCAGUCCAAGAAAACAUGCUGCUUCCCAUGGCCCCAGACCACCCAGGACUGCAGUGAGCAGAGUGGCUCCCAGGUCAGUAGCGAGAGCAAGCAGCCAGCCCCAGCCACACAAUUAAGCUUCAGAGAGAAAAAAGAGGGAUCAGGAGGGACUACUCUGUCCUGCCCCUCCUCUGCAGCACAGAGGCAUAUCCUCAACCCCAGAGAGCUGGGGAAGUGCCUGUUGUGCCAGAUGGGUGCCCAGAGGAGCACUCCCACAACCUCCACCAGCAGCAGCACUGCCGAGUCCCCCAAGGACUAGAGAGAUACUGCCUGACCCCCUGGGCACACUUCUGAACUCAUGCUCACCCCAGUGCCCCCAACCCCUGCCUUGGGUUCAUAUAGGCCAUGGGGAAAAGCAGGGGGACAGUCCCUGCUGUCUCUGGGGUGCCAUGGCAACAGCAGGUUCCAGCAUGGGACCCUGGUCAUGUUCACAGUCCCUAACCUCCUGUCUUUGCUCUGUCCUUUCCAGCCCAGUCACACAAGGACAAACAACCCUGAGGUUUCCCCAAUGCCCACAUUGCUGGCUCUGCCCUGGCCCCCACCUGCACCCCCUUACUUCUCCCUGUCCCCCCAGGGCUCAGGAGCACUAAGGGGUGUUAUUGCUAGCUCCUCACAGAGGACACCAAUUGAUGGUGGACACACAACUGAUGCAAACAUCAGUUCCUUAUUAUCUUAAAAUCUCUUACAUCAUCUCUCUGUAAACUUCCCAUGGGCAGCUCCACACAACACCAACUCUUUCUUUCCCUCUUUCUACUGCCCAUAACUAGCCACACCACUCUUAUAACACCCAUCCUUAUGGGACAUAGCUGUGACCUGUUAAGGGCAAGGCUGCUUCCACUCUUUGGUAAUUAGUACAGAUGCAAUUCAUUAGUGGUGAGAUUUGCCUGCAGCGCUGUCUCUAUUCUAUUACAAUCUAUUGAGGAGGAACUGGUGGGACCACCCACAUGACUGCCUUGAAUAUCCCACAGACAACUGUGGGGGUGCCCUGGGCAUGACAAGGUCCCCUUGCCCUUCCUGCACCCAUCAUCACCCUAAACCCUUCCAGAACCCAAGGCAAGGGGAUGCACAAAGGUUGAGAGCUAAAAACACAGAGGGGUGCAGGGGCUGGCACUUUCUACUUGUAAAUAAAGUGUAUUUUUCAACUGCUCUGGGGGUCCUGGCUUCCUUCUCCUACAGUCUAUAUGCACUGGAACCCUUAUCAGGGCUUGAGGGGAGGAAAAGCAUGACCCCCUCAUUGUCCUGUCACCUUCCCCAUGAACUACACUGGGUGUCCCAAGGCAGGAUGCUCACCCAGGGAACCUGCUGUAGCACCAAGCAGUCAUAAUGCAGAUUCCUGUCUUUCUUCUUUUUCUCCUUUAACU